UCCACAGGUUCUACCAUGGGACGGCUUGAUGGAAAGGUUAUAGUACUCUCUGCUGCAGCUCAAGGGAUUGGCCGAGCAACUGCCAUUGCCUUUGCUAAGGAAGGAGCCCAGGUCAUUGCUACAGAUGUCAAUGAGUCCAAACUUCGAGAACUAGAAGCAUUUCCAGGCAUUCAAGUUCAGGUGCUGGAUGUCACCGACAAAGGGCAGAUUGAAAAUUUGGCCAAGGAAGUGAAAAAAAUCGAUGUUCUCUGUAAUGUUGCAGGGUAUGUACAUCAUGGAACCAUUUUGGAUUGUGAGGAAAAGGACUGGGACUUCACAAUGGCGGUCAAUGUUCGUAGCAUGUAUCUGAUGAUCAAAGCAUUCCUUCCUAAGAUGCUUGAGCAGAAAUCGGGUAAUAUUAUCAACAUGGCUUCUGUGGCAUCCAGCAUCAAAGGAGUUGCCAAUCGGUGUGUCUAUAGCACCUCAAAGGCUGCAGUCAUUGGUCUCACCAAGUCCGUUGCAGCUGACUUCGUUGAUCAAGGCAUCAGAUGCAACUGUAUUUGCCCUGGUACUGUUGACACUCCUUCUCUACGUGAGCGAAUCCAGGCCAGGCCUAAUCCUGAAAAGGCGCUGAAGGACAUGGUGGCCAGACAAAAGAUGGGCAGGCUUGGUACAGCUGAAGAAAUAGCCCAGCUUUUUGUCUAUCUGGCUUCUGAUGAAUCAGCCUAUGUGACUGGCAAUGAAUGCAUCAUUGAUGGUGGCUGGAACCUGUGACUUACUUUUCUGAAGAGUCCUUAUGCAAAUGGCAAAGUGCCCUUUGGAGAACAGAAAAGCAAAACUGCUUACACUCUAAUAGACAUCUCAGUGCUGCUGGCACUCUUAAUGGCUAAAAAUGAUUGAUUCCCUUCUCCCACCUGAUUUGUCAGUUAUCUGGUAGGUGCCGAGCCUUCUUUUCCACUCUUUUCUUGCGCUAUACAUGCUUGUUCAUUUCUUUGUGGUGUGCGGCCUGCACAUUUUAUGUUGCCUGCAGCUUUUUAACUGGAGAUGCUGGAGCUUGAACCUAAGACCUGCAGGCAAAAGAGCCACAGCCCCUCACAUUCCCUCUCUUGCUGUGUCCUUCUGUUGCAAAAAGAUCACAUUUUCCACGUCCGUUGCUAUGCAGAAUGUAGUGAGCUGAAUGUCGUAGUCACUCAUUGGAUGUUAACUGUGACACAAUCAAUGCUCACCCUAAGUUGUGGUGACUUGUGAGUAACAAUUCUACUUUGUGAGUUACUGGCAUGAAUGUUGUGAGCCAGCGAUUUGGCUACUGCAUAAAUUAGUUUACUCGGGGGGGCCAUCCUUCCUGAGCUAAGACAAAAAUGUGUGAGCCAGAGGGUAAAAAACUGAGCUAGCUCACUCUAACUCAGCUUAGAGGGAACACUGGACACAACUCAUUGUGCACAAAGCCAGUCUUUCCUCAAUUUAUCUGCACUGGGGGGCGGGAUUAUUUCAUCUUUACUACUUAGAGGCUAUGCACUGCUGUAAAAACCCACUGCAGACACACAUUCCUGGCUUUUAAUAGUAAUGAAUAGCAGUAAGACACCCUUUCUGCAUGCAUACAUCCACCACUUAGCUUUUUCUAGUUUGUGUUUUGUUCAUUAGAAAAUGCCUGACUCCUAUUCCCACACUGGUACUUGCAUCUAACUUAACUAUAAAAGAGAAAGGGGGCAACAAACAGCACAUUUUUCUCUGACUAUUCAAUCAGAAAUAUUAAAAUGGAGCAAAGUCUGAUCAUGCUUUUAAAAACAAAAUUACUUUUAUUGAUUACUUGAUAGAACCAAUAAAAUGCUUUCC
This is a messenger RNA of Heteronotia binoei (common prickly gecko), 1812 nucleotides long. RefSeq names its product 3-hydroxybutyrate dehydrogenase 2 (gene BDH2). Lineage: Eukaryota; Metazoa; Chordata; Lepidosauria; Squamata; Gekkonidae. Gene Ontology annotation, molecular function: 3-hydroxybutyrate dehydrogenase activity. Gene Ontology annotation, biological process: siderophore biosynthetic process. The record is from RefSeq and is a predicted model, not a curated record. Gene Ontology annotation, cellular component: cytoplasm. The transcript has 9 exons. Bases 16 to 753 code for a protein of 245 amino acids.